This is a messenger RNA of Loa loa (African eye worm), 894 nucleotides long. RefSeq lists its product as hypothetical. The record is from RefSeq and is a predicted model, not a curated record. The coding region runs from base 124 to 720 and encodes 198 amino acids. Gene Ontology annotation, cellular component: mitochondrial ribosome. The transcript has 4 exons. NCBI's taxonomy places the organism in Eukaryota, Metazoa, Nematoda, Chromadorea, Rhabditida, Onchocercidae.
UAAUCGUGAGGAAUUAUUGGUUUUUGCGCUAAAAACUUCCUCAGAUUUAUAUUCCCCGAAUAGCGCUGUAUUUGGAGGGAAAUGUAUAUAGCUAAACGAUGAAAUGUGGUAACCCAAGGAUGGAUGAAUUGGCUAAAAAGUCGAGUUACGAAUUCAUCCAUGAAACUGCUUAAACCUCAAUGGAUUAGAACUACGACAGUACAACAUAUCCGAGAAGUGUCUCUUAGGGCAAAGGUGAAGAAAAUUGAUCCAUGGCAACUAUACGAACCAAUGAUUAAGAAUACCAAAAUUUAUCCCGAAUAUCCGACGCUCAAUCUUCAGUUAGAUUCAAUGGAUUUUGUACCACUUGAAAAGUUUCACAGUUACGCUCACAAAAAGGCACGCCAAUUUGAAUUCAAAGUGAUCGAUAGCUACGCGAUUCCUCCUACGAAAGUUAUCCUGAUGCCAGAGAAACCCGACAAAGGGAAACAAGAAAAAGAGAUAGUACUAUCAACGUAUCAUCGGUUUCUGAGAUUAAGCGAGGUACCAUGUGUUCGUCUCUCACUGUAUCUUCAUCUUAUACAGGCUCAUGCACCUAUUGGUAUUGCGAUAACAAUCAAGAAACAGGAACAAGCGGAUGAGGAUAUAAGGUACAUACCGGAUGAGAUUCUGGAAGCUCGGAAAACAGAGUUGCUUAGUCUGGAUGACCCAAAAACGAGGAAACUUCUCGGCUGGGAGUGAUUAAUUAUUAUUAGGCGUAAAAGUUAAAAGCUGUUUUUCGGAAAAUAUAUGAAUAAUGUGGGGCAUGAGAUACAGCAUCAAUUGUAAUUUUGAACUAAAUUAUGACCUUUUUGCAUAACAUUUUAUCUAGUCCUUUAUCAUUACUAUAUGAUCUGUGUCCUCAAGAGAAGUGCC